Messenger RNA from Brassica oleracea var. oleracea, 653 nucleotides. RefSeq lists its product as uncharacterized. The record is from RefSeq and is a predicted model, not a curated record. Bases 173 to 619 code for a protein of 148 amino acids. The transcript is spliced from 2 exons. Lineage: Eukaryota; Viridiplantae; Streptophyta; Magnoliopsida; Brassicales; Brassicaceae.
AAAAAUCGUCUUAUAGUCUAUCUGGAUCCCCAUCUCAUAAUGUAAUUAAACCGCGUAACGAGAUGGACGGGGAGAGCUAAAUGCACUACAUGUGUGUGUGCAUGCCUAUAUAACAGCAGCUCUUGUUCUUAAUAUAAUAACUCGAACCAGAUAAUAAUAAAAGCAUAGCAACAUGGGAAAUUGUGCACUAAAGCCAAAAGUUCUGACGUCAGCCGGAGUUCCGGCACCGGAGGAGUUUGAGACUUUGCUUCUUGGAGAUCAGAAGGUCGACGCUGCGAAAUCUCUGAGAAACUUGUUCCUUCAAGCCAUGGCAGAGAAGAAAACAAUGGAGGACGAGAAGACAACACCGGAAAAGACUCCGGUAACUACAGAUCUGAAAACAGCUUUGUCCGAGGCAAAAUCUCCACCCAAAGAGAUCAAAUCUCCGAUAAAAGAGACAAAAUCUCCGGCAACAGAGAAAAAUGUUCCGGCAACAGAGAAAAAUGUUCCGGCUGGUGAUCAGAAGGUUAGGAAUGAAGAGACUGUUAGUGAGGAGAAAGUGAUGGACGAUGCGACUGUGAAAGAGACAGAAACAGAGGCGAGGCCGGAGGAAGUCGAAAGCGAAGCAGCAGCACCAUGAAAGAAGUUUGAACACUUUUAAAGCUAGCUUCUGU